Molecule: messenger RNA, 1737 nt
Organism: Fusarium vanettenii 77-13-4
Lineage: Eukaryota; Fungi; Ascomycota; Sordariomycetes; Hypocreales; Nectriaceae
Exons: 9
Coding region: 1-1737 (578 amino acids)
Source: RefSeq, a predicted model, not a curated record
AUGUGGUCUCGAGUUGAUGUCCGUCUGCAAGGUCAAUUGUGGUUGACUGUCUUGAAUCGUUCGGUCUUGGGUUUCUUCGAAAGCUUCGAUCUGGGAGGAGGGCUUGUGGUUGGUUCUGGGGAACUCGAUAUUCAAGUAGAGAUGAGUAUGAGGAAGAAUGGAGAGAGACUCUUCCUAAACAGAGAGGCAGAGGGCAUCACCAAGACUAAAUAUCUGAUCUCAGGACUACGACUCGCAGAGAGCUCCUACGCCGGGCUGGGGGAAACGAUGUGUCAUAGCAAAGGUUGCCCUGUAAUGGCGAGCUUGAUUCCCCUGGGCGUGUGGGUUGUGGUUGUGUCGCUGUGGUUCUGGACAGUAGGGCGUGGCCUGGCCACCGCCGGUGGGCGUGAGACCAUCAGGGUGGGCUUGACGACCGGGCCCUCGCAACUGAACACGGGCACAGUCUGGCUGGCUUGGACCUCGCCAUGGUCUGUGGAGGAGCACCAGACGGUGCGGUUGGCUGAGAGGGCGAUUGAUAUUGCACAGGACAACGGCCAUGGAGACGUCGAGACCGUAAGGGAGACGAAACGAACCGAUGCUGCCCGGUUGUGGCCGGUUGUCAAUUCGCAAGGGGAGCUCUCCAUGUUUAGAAAGGCUGAGUUUGCUGUUGCUGUCUCGGCAUGGCUCCCGUCGAUUCACACCAAUCCAUCCAUUCACCCAGCACAGACGGGCCAUGUUCCCGAGACUGCUCCUCGUCAGGAGCACACUAGCCUCAAUCCAGUCCGCUGUGAGAGAGCGCCCAUCAGCAGUGCAAAGCAUCGGCACAGCGCGACCGAAGACCGGGCCGGUAGGCGCAGGGGAAGGAGACCCUUUGAUCAAUCUGUGCCGUUUGAGAGCUUCUCGACUCCCCGUGCCUCGAUCGUUCGGGAACUGCUGUGGGAACAAUCGAAGCCAACACCAUCAGAUGAGCCAACCAGCUUCAUACGCCCUGUCGUCUGGUUGUUUCUCCUAGACGAGCAAUUGAAGCAACGCCAUGCCGAGAAAGGUUGCGUACUUCAGAGCACCUCAGUGCCCACAGUCGCUGACGCUACAGGCGGUGUACGCCCUCCGGAGCCCUGUCAAGGAGCAGAGUCAGGCGCUGUCUCGUCGAAGGAGAACCCCUGUGACUUCCCGACCUCAGGUGCCGCUACUGAGGUUCUUUGCCCGGAGCUGGACAGGUCAGCAGAAGCAAACAAGCUCUGCCCGGAGGUACCAAGCCCGACUCUCGGCCGAUGGAGACGCCGGCUUGCCCCACUAGGAAAUUCUCGUUUCUGGUCCCUGAAAGGCAUCAGCCGGACAUGGCCGGUUGUCACCAUGGAACAGCACAGAACGGUUCUGGCGGCUAAACUACGUCUCCCGUCGCGGUUGCACUGUGAGUCGCCGCAUACGACACAUGGUCCAAACAUACGAGGAGACAUCAUCUACUCCAGAUUCGACUUGGCCAGUAAUAGAUUGCGCGUCCGGGUUGAUGAUGCGGAGCAAACUGGCUGGGGUCUGGGGAUUGCCUCUUUCUCGUCGAUUCCGAGUUACAUAUUGUUGAGACACUAUCCAAGCCCUCUUCACAUGCUGGCUUGCAGAUGUUCUGCCGUGUGCGUUGGCAUGGAUGUGAGGUGGCUAUCCGGUAAUAAUGCGAAUGGCUGCUUGAUCAGCUUGUUCAAAGCUGGGCAAAGGGAGUCAAAUGGCACAUUCAAGCAGCCAAGAACAACUGCACGGGCAUGA